AUGGGGAUUUCACCUAUGGAUGAUUUCGACGAUUGGGCGCCAUUGUUAACCUACAAAAGCACGCAGAAGCUUUUCUUGACCGACUUGCCAGAAGUGGAUAACGACUUCGACGACCUUCCACCUCUGGACGAUUUCAAGAAAGAGAGCGAGGAAGAGGAUCAAGAACACAAGCAGUUACUACAACUUGUUCCGAGUAGUAGUACGAUUAAGAACAAGAAGAGUGAGUUGGAAUACGAUGAGAUUAAGAAACACUUCCAUUUGCCAAUCACAGAAGCUGCUAGUAAGAUGAACAUUGGUUUGACAUUGUUGAAGAGAAGGUGCAGAGAACUCAGCAUCAAGCGUUGGCCUCAUAGGAAAAUCAAGAGCUUGCAUUUACUCAUACAAACUCUCAAGGAGACAGGUUUGGACAAUGAAGUUGAAAUGUUGGAGGAAGAAAUAAACAUGUUGAAGCAAGUUCCAGAGACGGAAAUCACACAAGAGACCAAGAAACUAAGGCAGGCUUAUUUUAAAGCCAAUUACAAAAGGAGGAAACUUUUGGCCUCUAACUCUUCUUGA
This is a messenger RNA of Arachis duranensis, 555 nucleotides long. Its product is annotated as protein RKD4. NCBI's taxonomy places the organism in Eukaryota, Viridiplantae, Streptophyta, Magnoliopsida, Fabales, Fabaceae. The transcript is spliced from 2 exons. The record is from RefSeq and is a predicted model, not a curated record. Gene Ontology annotation, molecular function: DNA-binding transcription factor activity. Bases 1 to 555 code for a protein of 184 amino acids.